AUGAAAUCGCAGAGAGAACGCGAAACAUCAGAGGAGCGUGAAACACGCCUAAGCAACAGAAGAAUUCAGGCUUCUACUUCUAGGGCUGCCGAAACUUCUGAUGAACGCAACUCCCGUUUGGAAAACCAACGAGCAAGAAUAUCGGCAGAGACAUCGAAUCAACGUGAAAACCGGCUCAGAAACCAAUGUGUUACUUCGUCAGUAGCCAGAAGUAUAGAGUCUUCGGAUCAACGGGAAACCAGACUUCGAAGCCAGGAUGUUCGUUCAUCAGUAGCAAGGGCCAUCGAGUCGACAGAACAACAAGAAAGCAGACUCGGAAGCCAGCGUAUUCGUUCGUCACUAGCAAGGGCCAGCGAGUCGACAGAACAACGAGAAAGUAGACUCGGAAGCCAGCGUAUUCGUUCGUCACUAGCAAGGGCCAGCGAGUCGACACAACAACGAGAAAGCAGACUCGGAAGCCAGCGUAUUCGUUCGUCACUAGCAAGGGCCAGCGAGUCGACACAACAACGAGAAAGUAGACGUGGAAGCCAACGUAUACUUAUGUCAGCAUCAAGGGCUACAGAAACGCCGGAGCAACGAGAAAGUAGACUUCGAAGCCAACGUGUUCGUUCAUCUGUAGCAAGAGCUACAGAGACGUCAGAACAACGAGAGAGUCGCCUUAGAACUGAACGUUCUCGAUCCUCAUUUUCAAGAGAAAAUGAAACAAUUGAUCAGAAUGUUUAUCGUCGCCAGCAAGAUAGUUAUCGUCAUCGUCGGAUAGUUCCUGUGUCUUUCGAGCGGAUUGCAUUCAACUACACAGCUGAAAUGGACUAUGGUAGCCAUGAGUUAAUAGCUAUAGGUUCAAUGAACAACGUUUGUCGUCACUGUAAUGCAUACAAAUACAAACACGAAACACCAGGAAUGUGUUGCUCAAAUGGAAAAAUAGUUUUACCCCAACUUCUUCCACCACCACAACCAUUAUUAUCAUUGAUGACAGGGUCGCAUUUGGAUUCUCAACAUUUCUUAAGCAAUAUCAGAAAAUACAAUUCUGCUUUUCAGAUGACCUCUUUUGGAGCUACCAAUGUGAUAAGAGAAAACUUUAUGCCAACAUUUCGUGUGCAAGGACAAAUUUACCACCGCAUGGGAUCUCUGUUGCCAAUUCCUAAUGAAGAUCCAAAGUUUUUACAAAUUUAUUUUAUGGGUCAAGCAGAUGAACAAGUACAACAACGUCAACGUUAUAAUCCUGAAACGAAGCAGCGUGUUGUAGCUGAUUUGCAAGAAAUGUUUCAUGAUUGCAAUCAACUAAUAAGGACUUUUAAGCAAGCUAGAGAUGAUCCAAGACUGUGUUCAGAUGAACAUUUCAUUGCUAUUCAUGCUGACAAAACACCGGCUGGGCAACAUCAAGGACGCUACAAUGCACCUACGAUUGAUGACGUGGCAAUAUUGAUAGUUGGUGAGCCGACCGCGCCACGUGAUAUUAUUAUUCGCCGACGGGAUGAAAGAGUAAGUAGAAUAGCUGAGACCCACCGAUCAUAUGACGCUCUUCAGUAUCCCAUUAUUUUCCCAUAUGGUGAAGAUGGAUACCACUUCGGAUUACGACAAAUCAAUACAUCGACAAAUGAACCAACAAAUAAACAAGUGAGUUCAAUGAAUUUUUAUGCAUAUCGCAUAAUGAUUCGUAGAAACACAUUAAACCAUAUUGUCAACUGCCGGGAGCUAUUUCAUCAAUAUAUUGUUGACAUGUACGCUAAAAUUGAGACGGAACGUCUUAUGUACAUUCGUCACAAUCAAUCCAAACUUCGAGUGGAUAAUUACAUUCAUUUGCAAGAUGCCAUAAAUAGUAAUAUUGAUGUAAAUCCAAAUGAAUUAGGACGUGCUAUAAUACUACCAGCAACAUUCACCGGUAGUCCACGCCACAUGCAGGAAUAUACGCAAGAUGCUAUGGCAUAUGUGCGAUCUUAUG
Molecule: messenger RNA, 1942 nt
Organism: Musca vetustissima
Lineage: Eukaryota; Metazoa; Arthropoda; Insecta; Diptera; Muscidae
Exons: 3
Source: RefSeq, a predicted model, not a curated record